Messenger RNA from Myxocyprinus asiaticus (Chinese sucker), 4191 nucleotides. Its product is annotated as potassium voltage-gated channel subfamily KQT member 1-like. Gene Ontology annotation, molecular function: voltage-gated potassium channel activity. The transcript has 19 exons. The coding region runs from base 1 to 2130 and encodes 709 amino acids. Lineage: Eukaryota; Metazoa; Chordata; Actinopteri; Cypriniformes; Catostomidae. The record is from RefSeq and is a predicted model, not a curated record. Gene Ontology annotation, biological process: potassium ion transport; transmembrane transport. Gene Ontology annotation, cellular component: membrane.
AUGGGGGAGAGGCAGGGCCGUCCCACGCCCCUUUUAACCCGUGGACGCACCUUCGGAUGGUCCAGCAACAGCAUCAAACUGAAAAACUACAGCCACAAUGGGCAUGACCUCCUGGGGCAGAGCUCACUACACAACCUGGAGGAGGCAGCAGCGCCCAACGCUUCCCUCACCACGGUCCACUCUCCUGAUUCACUGGAAAUGGAGCCCAUAGUGAAUUAUGGAUCAAGCACACCCGGCACUUCAGGUGGCCACAUAAAAGAUCCAUCAAUGCACAGCGAGCGCCGCCAGCCCCUCUCCAUCGCCACCGGACGUCCUACUGCCGCCCACCUCACGCACAGCCCAUACCACGCCAAGACUAGUAUGCAGGGCGAUGUGUACAACUUCCUAGAGAGACCUGCCGGCCUGAGGUGCUUCCUGUAUCACUUCCUAGUGUUUCUCAUGGUCCUAGUGUGCCUCAUAUUCAGCGUCCUGUCCACGAUCGAGCAGUAUGCCGACUUCGCCACUGGAUCACUCUUCUGGAUGGAGAUCGUGUUGGUGGUGUUUUUUGGAACAGAGUACUUGGUUCGUCUGUGGUCCGCUGGCUGCAGGAGUAAAUACGUGGGCAUUAAAGGCCGUCUGCGAUUCAUCAGAAAACCCAUCUCUAUCAUAAAUUUGAUAGUAGUUGUGGCCUCUGUUGUGGUUCUGAGCAUCGGGUCCAAUGGGCAGGUCUUUGCCACAUCAGCCAUCAGGGGAAUCCGUUUCCUCCAGAUCUUGCGUAUGUUGCAUGUGGAUCGUCAGGGUGGAACGUGGAGACUUCUGGGAUCGGUGGUCUUUAUUCAUCGACAGGAGCUGAUCACCACGCUCUACAUCGGGUUCCUGGGUCUGAUCUUCUCCUCGUAUUUCGUGUAUCUGGCGGAGAAGGAUGCAGUAGACGAAGAAGGGAAGACAGGCUUCUCCAGCUACGCUGAUGCUCUGUGGUGGGGCGUGGUCACUGUGACUACAAUAGGCUACGGAGACAAAGUCCCUCAGACAUGGAUUGGAAAAGCCAUUGCAUCCUGUUUUAGUGUGUUUGCGAUAUCUUUCUUCGCUCUCCCUGCGGGUAUUCUGGGAUCAGGCUUUGCUCUUAAAGUUCAACAGAAACAGCGACAGAAACAUUUUAACCGUCAGAUUCCUGCCGCAGCCUGUCUUAUACAGACGCUGUGGCGAUGCUAUGCUUGCGAGAAGCCCGAUGGGUGUGCGGCCACUUGGAAGAUGUACGUGCUGACGGGCGACUACAUCCCCAUCAUCAACUCUGAAAACUCCAGUCCGGGAAACUUCAGGCGACUGAGCAAACGGUAUAAACGGAAGCCUAAGUCGACGCGUGACAACGGUUCUCUGGGUCCCGGAGGAGAGAGAGCGCUCUCCAUCCCGCAAAUCACAUAUGAUCACAUCGAUGAGAAAGACAGAGUCUAUCCAGAUGAGCCCGCAGGCAUCACAAAAUUCUUCCGAUCAUCAGGUGAUGACCGCUCGUGGUCGGCUUUCACCCUCAGCUGUCCUUCUUCUCCAGUUAAGAAAAAGUUGGAUGGACCCAACAUCUUGCGAAACAACAGCCUGGUUGACCAACUCAGCUUCACUGGAGAGGACAUCACCUUACCUGUUGUUUCAGAUGCUCUACAUCUAUUGAGAAGCCCAUUUGUUGCAAAGGAGGAAGAAUCUGUCUCCACUCAGCACCUGAAUUCAUCCAGACUUUCCCACGCACACAAAUCUGCCAUUAAGGUCAUCAGAAGGAUGCAGUACUUUGUGGCUCGACGGAAAUUUCAGCAAGCGAGGAAACCGUAUGACGUGCGAGACGUGAUCGAGCAGUAUUCACAGGGCCACCUCAACAUGAUGGUACGGAUCAAAGAGCUGCAGAGAAGGUUGGAUCACACGUUGGGAAAACCGGGAAUGUUCCUGCCAGAGAAAGGUGUGGAUAAAGAAUAUUAUACAGUGGGAGCUCGACUCAUACGACUGGAAGAUAAGGUGCUUCAGAUGGACGUCAAGUUGGAGAACAUUCUGAAGAUCCUGGUGGAGCAUUUCCAGCCCAAACCAGAAGUCCUGCAGAAACCCAACCAGUACAGCUCGCGGGUCACCGUCAUGAAGCGGCUGGGCAUAAGCACGGACGAGAGUCAUUGAGAAUCUUUAUAGACACUCAAGACUCACGUAAAAGCUUGAGGGAAACAUGGUCCAAGAUGAAGAACUUUGGCUUUACACUUCAAAUUUAAGAUCAUCUGACUCGAGAAGAGCUCUGGCAAAGUUUACAGAUUAGCGGAAGACAUGAAGGUUCUUUUUUGGUUUGUUUUCGACAAAUACGAAUGAAUCUGGAUGUAUCUCGACUGUCUCUCAGGAUGUCCAUUCUCAUAUCCCAGCUGAACAAUGUCCAAGCUAAACUCUCCAAAACUUUUACAUUUAGCAAGAGACACCAUCUGUAUUUUACUCUUUAUUUGUUUGUUUUCAUGCUCGACAACAAUCGACUAAAACAGCGUAAAAGUACAUUUCGAGAAAGGUUGAAAUCAGACGGUUGAAACCAACUUUUCGCAAGCUCUCAAUGUGUCCGUACCGGUUUCCAACUCAAAAAUGUCCAAGUUAAAACUUUUCAAAUCUUUUGCAUUUUGCGAAAGAUACUUUUCAGAUUUCGCUCUUUAUUUGAAUAGAUUUAUAGUUGAUGCUUCAGUGUCACACCAAGCGACUAGAACAGCGUAUUUUCCAGCAACAAUGCAGGACACACAAUAAGGAUCGCUGCAGCAAUGUACACUCCAACAGUGAACCUGUGUUUUGGGAAUGAAACCUGCUGUUGAUGUAUAGCUAUGGUAUGGCUUAUCAAAACAGCAAAACACCCAUCAUAGAUUCUGAUUAAAUUUAAUAGCGCCCUGAGAACAGAGGCUAUUCAGGGCUGUUGACAUUGUGAAGAGUGCCAAGAUUUUCAACAGCACAUCUGUCACAAUUCCAACAACGCUACAAUACCUUAUUUUCCCCUCAAGCACUUCUUUAGUCCCACAAAGGAUCAUUUUUGAUGCAUUUGUUUUAGCAAAUCCUUGAUUGUUUUACUUAUCCAAGAUAAUUAAAUGUUGAAAGGUGAGGUGAGUUGACAGGAAAAGCCAGUGAGAGAUUAAUGGAACAAAAAAAAAAAAACGGCAAAUUAUAACAGUCGACUGUUUUCCGAAGUCUUCCACCGUAUUUUUCCCCCAGUAAGCACAAACCCCUCAUUAGGAAGGAGCUGGGAAUUUUCACAAAACAUGUUCAUCAGUUGGCCGUUGGCAAUGAAUUUUCAUGUACUGUUUAAAAAAGCAAUGUCACGAGAGGCUCUGCGUUUUUAGAACUAAAAACCCUUCAACCAUGGUAAAAUUACAUGGCUUCAAGUGGUUUAUUGCUUUUAUAAAAUGGCGUCAACAGCAAUAUUAUUAAAAAUGUAUUACAUUUAUUAAAUGUAUUAAUAUUAAUGAUCCAAGUGGGGCCUGGGUAGCUUAGCGAGUAUUGAUGCUGUACUCAUGACUCCCCCACCCCCGGAGUCAUGAGUUCCAAUCCAGGGCGUGCUGAGUGACUCCAGCCAGGUCUCCUAAGCAACCAAAUUGGCCCAGUAACCCAAUUUUCAAUUUCCUAGCAUCAUCGUUUUCCAAAGUACAAUCGAGAACGUUCUCAAAAUGCUCCUUUUUUGGUGGAGGAAAAUGGCAUUCUACUGUGGAUGUAAACAUAGCAAAAUGAAUACGUUUUCAAAUAUAAAUGUAUUGGUGUGGGCGUGGCCUAACUGUAGGCUACUUAUGGUUGCCAGGCACAGCUGUGCGUUUAUCUAAAUUUUACAACACUGCUCUUCCAAUCAGAAUUUAGAGCCGAAACUAUCAAUUUUAUAAAUGAUCAAAUUUACCUCAGUCGUACUACAUAACGGGAGCCAAGAACCUGAAAAAUGUUACUGCUAGAUAAAUGGUUCCCUUUUUUAUUUUCAUACGCUCUUAACAUUCGAAGUAGUCUUGGUUUUUGGAUGUUAACGGGGGAGCUCAGUGAAAAGCACUGUUUUUUUUUUUUUUUGGUUUUUUUUGAGAAAAUGAAUUAUAUUACUAUUGCUCACAUGACUGUACAGUUUUAUAAAAAAACGAAAAUGUAAAUAUUGUGGUAUUGCCUUAUAUUUAUUUCCAUGUAGUGCUGAAUGGUUUGCGAAAAUAUUCUGAUGGAAUGACAACUGUGAUCUGUUGUAAUCACUCG